Messenger RNA from Arabidopsis thaliana (thale cress), 992 nucleotides. Its product is annotated as kinase-like protein. NCBI's taxonomy places the organism in Eukaryota, Viridiplantae, Streptophyta, Magnoliopsida, Brassicales, Brassicaceae. The record is from RefSeq and is marked reviewed. The transcript has 7 exons. The coding region runs from base 1 to 864 and encodes 287 amino acids.
AUGAGACCACCGAUUAGCAGCGGAAGAAUUGGUGAUGGCGGACUUGAUUCAUGCCCUGAGAAGAAAGAGGAAGAGAAAGACUCAACAAGUAGACUUUGUUCGGAUUUGAGUGAUUUACGAAUAGAAAGAAUCGGAAGUACUCCUGCGUUCCAAUGGAUUUCAGUCUAUACCAAACGUCCUCCUAUGAAACAGAGAUUUCACCACAACAUUGCAAAUUCAAGGUUGUCGCAUCAUGCAGAAAAAGGUAAAAGGGAUGGCCUUUUCAUAAGCUGUGUAGCAUCAGAAGCUAAUCUCUGGGCCUUAGUCAUGGAUGCUGGAACUGGUUUCACUUCUCAAGUUUAUAAAUUUUCUUCUACCUUCCUCCCCAAGGACUGGAUUAUGAAACAAUGGGAGAAGAACUACUAUAUCAGUUCCAUAGCUGGUGCAAAUAAUGGGAGCUCAUUGGUCGUUAUGUCAAAAGGAACUCGUUAUAUCCAGCAAUCAUACAAAACCGGUGACUCAAUUCCAUUAAAGUGGAUGGAUAAAAAGUGGAAAGAAGGUUUUCAUGUAACAUCCAUGACCACGGGUGGGAGCCGUUGGGGUGUAGUAAUGUCCAGGAACUCAGGCUUCUCUGAACAGGUGAUGGAGGUUGACUUUUUGAACCCAAGUGAAGAUAUAAAUCGAAGGUUGGAAAGUGGAUACAUGAUAACAUCAAUGGCUGCAACAGCUGAUCAAGCAGCUCUUAUAUUGAGUAUACCUAGACGUAAAAUAACCGAUGAAAUCCAAGAGACUUUACGCACUUCUUCCUUCCCUAGCUCCUAUGUCAAGGACAAAUGGGGGAAAAAUAUGUUCAUAACAUCAAUAUGUUAUGGUCGGACAGUUUGAUAAUGAAACAUGGAGCAUAUUCUUGUAUCUGUUGCGGUAAUGUAUGAGGUUAGCUGGAUAUUUCAGAUAUUCAAUGCGUAAACAGAGUUGUCACCUAGUCAAUGAAAUGAGGUCAUGAAGAGAAACAG